Messenger RNA from Aaosphaeria arxii CBS 175.79, 1690 nucleotides. RefSeq lists its product as uncharacterized. The coding region runs from base 361 to 1329 and encodes 322 amino acids. Gene Ontology annotation, biological process: regulation of cyclin-dependent protein serine/threonine kinase activity. The record is from RefSeq and is a predicted model, not a curated record. Gene Ontology annotation, molecular function: protein kinase binding; cyclin-dependent protein serine/threonine kinase regulator activity. Gene Ontology annotation, cellular component: nucleus; cyclin-dependent protein kinase holoenzyme complex. Lineage: Eukaryota; Fungi; Ascomycota; Dothideomycetes; Pleosporales. The transcript has 2 exons.
CUCCUCCUCCUCCUCCUCCUCCUCCUCCUCCGUCGCUCCGCCUUCCGAGCUUUUGUCGUCCACCAACCGCCAUCCGAAGUAUUAUCCUCGGAACCUCCCCGUCCAACCGAAACAAAAGUACCUUUUGCCCUACACUGUCUGUAAUCCCUCAAAAGGUCUCACAAACUGCCUAAUCCGGUCUUGUGUUUGUUUAUCUGCGCCCCCCUUCUCAUAAUCUCCCACCUCCGGUUCUCAACACACACACACACACACUUUGCGUUGUUACGUACUUGACAUUCACGACCCGUGACUUUUUCAAUUGCGUCCCUAUUCCAAAACCCCCCAACUCCGUCGCCCAUUCAAUCUUUCGAGCAAGCUUAAAUGUUGGAGAUUCACCGUCCCUCAGCCUUGCCACAUCUAUCGGCUAGGCACCUCAGCCGUGGUACUCCCAGAACCCCUCGAUCCAACAGUAUGACUCCAAUCCAAAAUCCCCCAUCUGCGCCCAACCCUGCAGGCGACGCAGGCGUUCUUCCCGAAUUUCGAUCUCUGCACCUCCAUGAUGCGCCAUCUCCCCCUGCCGAGGAAAGUGAGCUCGACAUCGAGAAUAUGCAACCAGAGACCGCCAUGAAGAUUGUCCUACGUUCAUGUCUCGCUCUUGCCAAUGCCGCAGGUGACGUCCCCGCCACUCCCCCCAUCUCUCGACCACACACUCCAAGUAACAAGGAGAACACCUUCGGCCACCGUCGAGUUGCUUCGAGACCUGCGACACCCAUUCCGGCCGACCGAGCGCAACAUCAAAAGGUCGAAUUGGACCCCCCGGAAGCCAGCCAUGACGAGCCGACGAUUGUCCACGGCGAUGGCGCCCAGCCCGAGCACGUGCAGCGCGUCAACAUGGCUCGAAAGUUCUUUUCCAAAACCAUCCCACGAGUUGGCCUAGAAGAUUAUCUCAACCGAAUCCAGCAGUUCUGCCCCAUGUCUACUGGAGUCUGGCUUGCCGCAGGCUCGUACAUCUUGCGCCUUUCCAUGGUCGAAAAGAUCGUGCCCCUGACACAUCGGACCGUGCAUCGAAUGGUGCUGGCGUCGCUCGUGACAGCCAUGAAGGCACUGGAGGACCACCGCUGGCCGCAGGCACGUGUUGCGGGCGUUGGCGGUGUCGACCAAACUGCUCUGAGCCGACUGGAGCUAUGCGUGGAAUUCCUCCUCUCAUUCGACCUCCAGCUUUUCUCCGUGGAGAAAUUGAAGGAGCAAACCAUCUCUCUCCAGAAGGCAGCACAGGCGGCCACGAUGACCACAAGGCUACCGUCAUCUUUCAAUCUACGGAUCAGCAACCCGAAAUUUCGCGAGGCUUAAUCACUACUCAUCAACUUUGACGAUUUGGGCAUUUACGGCGGUGUUCUGGAUAACUUUCGAUUCUGCAUGGUCAGGCGUUUGGACCACAAAACUCUUCUUCUUCACUUCUUCUUCGCAUCACGAUGUAACGGCGAGCAUAUUUCUUGGUUAUGGAGGACAUGAUUGCACUUUCUGAGAUACCUGGUCUUUGACCGUUGAGCUUUUCCCCUUCUUUUCUUUUUUAUUGACUUUUCAGUCUGAUGAUGGUAUGUUGCACUUAUGAUAGGGAGGCACAUGGAUGUACACAGUAGUAGGCUCAAGGGGUCUGAAAUCAACGACCAGCGUGAUUUCUCGAUACGCAAUCACAUAUAUUUUCGGCAUC